AAGAUGGCGGCUGCGAGGUGCUUGGGGAAAACGUGGAAUUAUCUUACGGCGUUUAGAGGCCUGGCUACUGUCAUACCGAAGGUCUCCCAAGUAGAUAAUUCUUCCGAUUUCUUGGGCAAAAUUCCACAUCGCCAGCACCCGGGCAUCCUCCAUCUCAAAAAUGUUAGGCUUCCUCCUGAACUGGUAGAAGUAGCUCACUUUCUGGUAACUGAAUCCUCCAUGCGGAAUCUGGAGCAACAAACCAAGGCCCUCACCAACUACCUGUGGAGCCGCAAACGCCCCCUGGAGGCUGCAGAUCUGCACAGGAAGGCUCGUGAAUUGGAGCAGAAAUUUCAGGAGAAGAAAAAUGCAACGGGCCCUCUGGAUGAGCAAGCCGAGGCGAAGCUGCAGAAAAAGGUCUUGGAUGCCCUCCGAAAAGCAACUUACCACUGGGAGGAGCUGAAGUACACUGAAGAACUCAGCUUUAUAUACAUGGCAGCCCGGAUGGACGGGGUUUUUGCAGCUGUGACACGAGCUUUCCAUGAAAUCCAGAAGAGAGUCUCGGACUUUGAGCCGCGCACCCUGUUGGAUUUCGGCUCAGGAACGGGCGCUGUCACCUGGGCAGCACACGGCAUCUGGGGCAAGAGUAUCAACGAGUACAUGAACAUCGAUAGUUCGGCUUCAAUGUUAGCCUUAGCUGAGAGGCUGAUGAAAGGCAUUUCUGGGGACAAGAAUAUCUGCAUCCCAGGAGUCUACUUUCGGCAGUUCCUCCCAGUUUCACCAAAGGUGAAAUUUGACCUUGUGGUUUCUGCUUUCUCACUCAACGAACUCCAGAGUUAUGCUCAGAGAGUGGAGACAGCGCAGACACUCUGGAGAAAGACAGGUGGCUUUUUGGUUCUGGUAGAGAACGGGACCAAAGAAGGUCACCAGAUGCUCAUGGAAGCCCGGGAUCUUAUAUUAAAGGGCACAGAUGAAGUAGUUCAUGAUCCCAGAGAGCCUUCCGUUUUUGCCCCGUGUCCGCACCAUUUGCCAUGCCCUCGUUUGUCGCCUGACCGUAUCCUGCCAUGUAACUUUACCCAGACAUAUUUCCCGCUGCCUUUCAGUUGGAACCCACCACAGAAGGAGGAGAAGUUUUCAUACCUGAUCCUACGCAGAGGAUCAGGAGAACUGGAGCAGCUCUGGCCUCGGAUCACAAAGCCUGUCCUUUGUCGUACCCGCCAUGUCCACGUCCACCUGUGCUGUCCCGAUGGCAGCCUUCAGCACGCAGUGAUUACUUCAAAGAAACACAGCAGGGAUCUUUACAGAUGUGCCCGGAACAGUAAUUGUGGAGACCGCCUCCCUGUUUCGAACCUGGAUAGCGAGCCAGACUCGGGAGAAGAGAGAAGCGACACGGAUGAAGAUCACAGUUGACGGGAGCUCUGUACAGCCACCUUCCUCAUCCCAGCGUAUACCACAUCCUCUUAAGAGGCAACUUGCAUCAGAUUGGCUUACAAAUGCUGGAUCGCUUUCCAGAAUCCAUGAGCUGGUUGGAUAAACUGGUGCCACAAGUCACAUUUCCAGGCCUUCCUGGCCUGGUGGGGGAACUGUGGGAUCUUAGAGAGCAGAAGGUUUCAGUAAGCUUCAGGCAGUUUUGUAUCACUGUUAAACAUACUGAAGUUGUUCCUGCUCCUUGGAGACACACUGUGCAUGUAUUUAAUAUUGAUCUGUUUUUCUGUGGUCUUACAUGGUCGCAUAUUUAUUCAUAAACUCCAAAGAGUCAUUUUCUGCUUAACCAGUCACCAGAGGUGCUUUGCCAGUCUAUAUUGUCUGUCCGACGUGUGCAGAUUGUAGGCUGAAAACAAAACAUCAAGCACUCUGGUGUAUCUUUGUGCUGCUACCCCCUUUCAGGUAGUAGGGCGUACAUGGUUGAACCUUUAAAUCCCUCUACUAUUCUCACUUCUCUAAAAUCUAUCUGUUCAAGACCCCUGUAUUGUGGGAAAGGAUAGCUCCAAACCUCCCUGGUAUUGUAUUUGUAGGAGGAAUGUUACGGGAGAAAACUUCCAGAAAGAUCUCCUCCCAUGCAAAAUAAUAAUACGGUAAUUGUAUUGCAAGGUGCUUCUGCUUGUUUGUCCUAGUUCUUAGGUAAAGUCCCUGUUUGAAGGGGCUGAGUAAACCUGUUGGGGCACUUACUCUCAUAUGGACCCAGUAGGAGGCUUAAUGCAGCUGGACUGCAUGGGAAGCCUUGCCUAUGCGUGGGGAACCUGUGAGUCUCUGGAGAUCAGGCUUCCAUUGGUCUCCCAUGGUCAGGGAUGAUGGGGGUGGUUGUCCAGCACCUUAGACAAGCCACCUUUAGGCUGGGGGGAGCUGCCUCUGGGGCUUAGUGCAGAUGAAUUUCUCCUUUAGAACGUGGACAGUCAGGUUGGAUAAAGAACAUCAAAGCAGCAGAGAUCCUUUCCCUUUCUUUCAAGGCAGGCUCAUGGGCGGAAGAAUGUGGUUCUAAAUGGAAUUCGUGGGUGUGAGCCUGAAACAAGGAGCUGGUAGAUCUCUAGUUUUGGUCCAGGGCUGAAGGGUGUGAUCUUGACUCUUGGUUUCAUUCUCAGCUCUGGAAAUAAAUUAGAGGUUUAAAAUAGGGCUAGGAGGGAUCCUGGAUUCAGUUCCUUGUUUUGGAAUUGGGGCAGAGAGUGGAGAAGAGCCAAGGGUGUGGGAGCUGGGAUUCCUGAGGUGUGCAAACAACUCAAGGCUGUGUGCUGGAAUUAAUGUAUUAUUAGGUGAUUU
Molecule: messenger RNA, 2733 nt
Organism: Zootoca vivipara (common lizard)
Lineage: Eukaryota; Metazoa; Chordata; Lepidosauria; Squamata; Lacertidae
Gene: METTL17
Product: methyltransferase like 17
Biological process (GO): translation
Cellular component (GO): mitochondrial small ribosomal subunit
Molecular function (GO): structural constituent of ribosome; methyltransferase activity
Source: RefSeq, a predicted model, not a curated record